Neltuma alba is the source of this 1318-nucleotide messenger RNA. RefSeq lists its product as uncharacterized. The transcript has 4 exons. The coding region runs from base 237 to 767 and encodes 176 amino acids. The record is from RefSeq and is a predicted model, not a curated record. Lineage: Eukaryota; Viridiplantae; Streptophyta; Magnoliopsida; Fabales; Fabaceae.
UCUCUCUGUUUUCGUUUCCUGAUUCGCUUUCUCUCUCUUCCACUUCUGUAUAAAUCAGACCCAUCUUCUCUUUCCCCGUCCUCUUCAAGCUCUCUUUUCUGAGCCUAACCCCUUCCGAAUUGACUUACCUUUUUUCGGUGAAUAGUUUUCAAGUAUUUCUCAGGCUUCGUACACGAAGCUGUAUUGUGAAGAAGGAUACAGGUUAGUCCAUUCGUUGAUAGAUUUCAAGGAAGAAGAUGAACCACUGCUUGAUCCAGAAACAAAACGUCGUCGUGGCAACCCGGGAAGAGAUGAGUGGCAGAGACCCUGUGGUUUGUCCCAAACCUCGCCGCCUCAGCCUCUUAAACGUCGCCGUUAACGAGCAUCCCGUUAGAUCCUUUCGGUGGCAUGUCAGCUGCCAGCCAGAGAUGUGCGACCCAAAACCCAUGGCGGAUCCUUUGGAUUUCAUCCUUGCCGAGGGUGAUUAUGGGAUAGAACAAUCAUGUACACAGAUGGUCUCGUCGCCCCCUUUUUUUUGCGGGUCACCGCCGAGUAGAGUAGAGAACCCAUUGAUUCAGGAUGCUCGAUUUGGGGAUGAAAAGUUCUUCCCGCUGUCGCCACCGGUCUGGGCUCCUUCCCCGCCGGUCUUGGCAUCGUCUCCGGUGUCUUCCGCAAGGAAGGGAGGCUGUAUCCGAGCCAAUUUUGGGAACAAUCCGGUCGUGAGGAUCGAGGGGUUCGAUUGCCUGGACAGGGACAGGCGAAAUUGCGGCAUCCCUGCUCUGGCCUAAAAAGAAACAAAAAGAAAAACAUCCAUCUUGCAGAAUUAGAUCAAUUUAGUGGAGGAGAAACUUUUAGAAUUCAUUGUUACGCAAUAGAAAAUCACACAAACUACGACACCAGAAGAGGAAUUUUGAAUGUCUCUGAAGAGGAAGAAGGAAGAAGAGAGAAAUAUCUUUUUUGCCUGAUGUAAAUAUAUGUUUGGAAAGUGUUUGUAAAUGUGUCAUAUAUGGGCGGUGGACUGAGAAUCAUGUGGUUUAGAAGUGUCCAGAAACGAGAGGUUUUGGUUUGGGUGUAUUUAGUGGGAUUUGGCCCUCUGUUUCUGGUUUUAGGGUCUUCCAUCCUCUUCAUUUGUAAGUAGGUUUAGAGGAAGGAAAAUUUCAUGUUAAGAUUCGUCGUCAGGUCCUUGAAACGUAGUUAGCGGCUGAAGAAGGAGAAUCUGUACAAAAUUAUCUUUGAGUCAACCAAGUCAUAUGGUCUAUGUUGCAAAUGUGAACAUGAGCCACUUGUCACGUUAAACCCAAAAGAAAAACAAAAAGUGUCUUUUCUCUUGUUUCGUGCA